Messenger RNA from Symbiodinium sp. CCMP2456, 545 nucleotides. Lineage: Eukaryota; Dinophyceae; Suessiales; Symbiodiniaceae. The record is from the annotation of a GenBank genome assembly.
GCCUGUGCCGAUGUUUCAGGGCUAUGGCUACGCCGGCGGCGGCGCCGGCGGCUGCGGGGCGGGCUGUGGGGCCGGCUGCGGCGGCUGUGGCGGCUGCGGGGGCUGCGGAGGCUGUGGCGGCUGUGGCGGCUGCGGCGGCUGUGGCGGCUGCGGAGGCUGCGGCGGAGCCGGGUGCUUUGGCGGCUGUGGCGGUGGAUGCAUGGGAGGGCCCGGGAUGCCCAGCGGCCUCCCUGCAGGGCUCAUGGGAGCCAUACCCGGGCGAGUGCCAACUACGGUGCCUCCAAAAAGUAGCAUGCCGGUCGCCGUCCUGCCAAAAGCAGCAGGCGCUGUGCCGCCCGGUGCUGCCCUCUUGGCGGCAUCAAGCAAGAAGAACAAGGAGGACGAAGUUCCUGUCACCUCCGAGGUGAAAGUUGCAGAGAAAACCGACGAUGGGAGGACACUUAGCCUCGAUGAGAUGAUCAAAAAGGCCGGUGAGAAGGUCAACAAGGCCGGCGGGCUCCAAGCUAUUGGCUACGGAGCCGCUAGGGGUCGACCCUACUUCCGAG